AUAGUAUUUAGUAACGCACGACGCUCGCUAGUAAUCGCGUGCGCCGUCAUGGCCGGUCAUUUACAUAGUGGUGAACUAUUAUAACAUCUACUACACUGUUUAAAAACAUAAAAGGCACUUCCUAUACGUAGCUAGCAGUACUGAAUGAUUAGUAGCAACAGCACGUUGUUUAUUGUAAAUGAUCUCAUAUUUUAUCUAUUUAUAGAAAACAUUGGAAUUUGGGUGUUCAGUGUCACGCAGUCAGAACAUGAUGAAGUGAGUUAAAUACCAGGUAUUUGGAUGUUUGACUGUUUUAUUGUUGAAAAGUUGUCUGUGUGUGUGUUUUUUUUAACAACUUCUGAUAAGGAAAGUAGAUAUUGUCUAAAGAAUUCCCUGACAUAUUUUCUGAAAAGAUAGUACUUAUCGCAUACCUAGAUGCUGAAAUUAGAAAGUUUUAACUUUUAUAUUACGUAGAAAAAUUAUAUCUACUCUAGUAACAAAAAACUAACUUGAAGAAAUGGCGGACCCAGUAACUACUCAACCAAACAGAAAUAGCGGCAACAAUGUCGAGCUAAAUGACCUAAAUGAAGAGCAACUUCAAGCAAAACGUGUCACAGAAUUAAGGGAAAAAGAAGACGACUGCUGUGAUUCCAUUUUUAAAUGCUACUGUUUGGAAAAAUGCUUACGAAAUUGUCUGACAACUAAUAACGACUAUGAAUCAAAUUCAGAUGAUGGAUAUAAUGAUUAUGUAGAUGACGAGUAUGAGGCCAGAGACGAUGAUACGGAUGUUUUCAGUGGCUUCAACGACACAGAUAAUAAUGAGUAUCAAAAUAAUGAUAAUGAUUUUCCGAGUUAUAAUUGCGAUAACAAUGACUUUGGUGAUUCAACUUGUGAUGCUGAUGAUAGUGGCGGUGGUGAUUACGGAGGAUAUACUACUGACGAUUAAAAUUAAACAUUGGAAUACGA
Manduca sexta (tobacco hornworm) is the source of this 945-nucleotide messenger RNA. Its product is annotated as GATOR complex protein WDR24. The record is from RefSeq and is a predicted model, not a curated record. The coding region runs from base 497 to 925 and encodes 142 amino acids. The transcript is spliced from 2 exons. NCBI's taxonomy places the organism in Eukaryota, Metazoa, Arthropoda, Insecta, Lepidoptera, Sphingidae.